Molecule: messenger RNA, 5639 nt
Organism: Sapajus apella (tufted capuchin)
Lineage: Eukaryota; Metazoa; Chordata; Mammalia; Primates; Cebidae
Gene: CTBP2
Product: C-terminal binding protein 2
Exons: 9
Coding region: 2462-3874 (470 amino acids)
Molecular function (GO): NAD binding; transcription corepressor activity; oxidoreductase activity, acting on the CH-OH group of donors, NAD or NADP as acceptor
Source: RefSeq, a predicted model, not a curated record
GGUGUGAGCCACUGCGUGCGGUCCUGGAUCCAGGUGCUAUUUACAGUAUCUAUCAUGGCAGCUGGUGACGGCACCCGGCAAAUUCCAGCAACUGCCAUCAUUCCACAGAGGCUCCCUCCUGCAGGGCCGCUGCUGUGACUCUGAGUAGCGAUUCUUCACGGAUACAACUGCUCUGGCCGUCCUUCCUGCCCUAGUGGCCCCUAAGACUGCGACCUUGCAGGGACUUCAUGGGGCAGCCCCUGCAGGAACAGGGGUGACGCAGGCACUGGAGGAGCUGCCACCCUGGGCUCCCAGCCAGGCCGGCACUGGUGUCCUGAGACUGCUGUGAUGUCAGGAAACUUUCGUAAAAUCUGGAGGCCAGAGCCAGUCUUUGCCUCCCAUGUCAGAAAUGAUCGUGCAGCUGCUUUGCUUUAGGGUAAAAGCCUGAAAUCCUGACAGCAACAAAAUCUUUCCCCUGGGGCAGUGUGUCUUGAGCUGCAAACAACGGAAACCAAUUUGGAUCAUUUUUUAAAAAUGGAAAGUUAUAUUGGAAGGAUGUCAGCUUAGCUCACACAGUGUCUAGGAAGACUGGAAGGUGGGUCUGAGAAACACUGCAGGCAGCUUUCUGUGGCAAGAUCGAUCCAGUUUCUUCUUGGUGACUGCUCAGGGGAGAACAUCCCUUUUGCCUUGCAUGGUGCUGAGCCAGGUCAACUCCAGGCCUGUCCGCCUGUAUCCACCAAGAAAGAGCAGCUCCCCACAAUGAAAUGUGUUCUCCAGCAUCAAGGCUAGCUGUCCAGAAAGCUUCCGGCAUCCUCCCUGAGACCUACCUGCCUUAGGAUCUGUGGGAUCUAUGGACUUUGCUUUUCCCUGGUGACUGGUUACUGUUCACAAAACUCCAACAGCUGGGCCUGGUGUUGUCUUUGUUUUCCACUGAGCAUCUCUAAUUUCACAAUUAUUUAUUGCAGCUGCAGUUGUAAGCAACACCAGGCCCGGGGAUGGGCAUCGGCACUGACCUCGAGCUGGUGCAGAAUGCAUCCUGGACAGAGGGGCAGGGGCAUCCUGGUGCAGGCGCAAGCCUGAAACCAGAUAGUAAUUGCUACCAGGGGAGUCAGCAGGGCUUCAUGCCCUUCACAGUUAAUGUGGGCAGGCUGUCAUCAGUAAGGCACUGAUGUCUUCAUGAUGUGUCCAGUUGCAGAUCGAAUUAUCCUGAAAUGGACAAGGCAGGUUUACUGGGGGGAGAUGUUAGAAAGGAAAAAUAGUGCACAGAAGGCGCCAGGGCCCUGUGACCCUGUGCUCACACCUCAUGUUUCCUCACACCUCGUGGUUGCACACCGUGGUAUGGGGCACCCUGAGCUCCGACUUCUGGGCUGUGAGCUAGGAAGAACAGUAGCUUUGCAGGACUCCUGUCAACCCUAUGGUUUGUGAGCAUGGAAAAGGCCUUUAGCUAUAUAUGCAACGGGAAGCCAUGGUUUUUUAUCAUAAGCCCCAGUUUUUAGGAAGCCCUCAUUACAUAUUGGGCCUCGGGCUUUCUCCUUCCAAAUUCCUAAUUCUCCCACCCUGCUGGGCCUGGGAGCCCCGUUUCCUUGAAAGGGUCAUAUUCCAUCCUAAUGUAUAUGAAUCUUAAUCUAAGUGUCAGUUACAUCCUAAUACUUUAAAAACUUGCUCAGAUUUUCAGAAGCCUGAAAGAGGUGUCAGGUUCUGUGUGAGGUAAGAUGGGGGACCUUGCACUUCAUCUCCCUGUACGAGAUCUUCCAGGAACCUCUGCCCCACACUCCAGCAUGACGGUAGGGGCAGUGGCUGCUAGACAAGGGGCUUGAAUUUAAGUCCAGACUCCCUGGUGUGUGGGUGGACAGUUUCCUUCUGGGACUGAAGGAGCACGUGGAAGAUGGUCCUUUCCUUUCUAGAAGCAAACCUCAGCCCUGCCCCAGCUAAGCUGUCAUGCUCAGUGCCAGUGUUCUCAUGUGGCGUCUGUAUCCCUGCCUCUCAUGCAGGACACCCGAGAGUCGUGCCCGGCAUCUUUUCCUGGCACAAGAACCCACUUCCUUCUCUUUUCCUGCCUUCCGUGGAGGACCUGCUGCCAGGAUUCCAGCCUCAGUCCUCAGACAGGUCUCUAGGGCCAGUCUCAGCCACGUUCUGCGUGCCUGGCCGUCAGGGAGGGUAAAGGGUGGGUUUCACCAAUGAGAAUGGCAGCCCGUGUCGGGGAGGGAGACGAUCGCUAGGCAACCUGGAGUUUGUUACCCUGGUAACAGAUCCAGGCACUGAUGCUGUGGAUGGACAUCUUGUGACGAUGGCCUCUCAGGCUCCCCAGACGUCAGCGGCGCUGGAUUCCCACCUUGUGCCUGGCGUCCUUUUCCUGCAUGGCUACUUUAAUUAACCACUUGGAUUUCUUAUAAUCGGGCACCCUGUCCGAUAACCAUCCUGCCAGCACCCCUGAAAGUGAAGUUGAGGUGUUCCUCACCCUGUGGGCACGACAGCCUGGGGGAUGAGGCCAGGACUGCCAGGCCUCACAGGAGUGUGCCCUCAGACCUCAAGCAGGGGGCCGGAAGAGUCUACUGAAAAAGGAAUCUUUCGGAAUUUGGCAGUUGCACCAUUCUUAGCAGAAAAGAGGAACCAAGGUAUCCGCCCCCAGAUCAUGAACGGCCCCCUGCACCCCCGCCCCCUGGUGGCGCUGCUGGAUGGCCGCGACUGCACCGUGGAGAUGCCCAUCCUGAAGGACCUGGCCACCGUGGCCUUCUGUGACGCGCAGUCCACUCAGGAGAUCCACGAGAAGGUUCUAAACGAAGCCGUGGGUGCCAUGAUGUACCACACCAUCACCCUCACCAGGGAGGACCUAGAAAAGUUCAAGGCUCUGAGAGUGAUCGUGCGGAUAGGCAGUGGCUACGACAACGUGGACAUCAAGGCUGCCGGCGAGCUGGGAAUUGCUGUGUGCAACAUCCCGUCCGCAGCCGUGGAAGAGACAGCUGACUCCACCAUCUGCCACAUCCUCAAUCUGUACCGGAGAAACACGUGGCUGUACCAGGCCCUGCGGGAAGGCACGCGGGUUCAGAGCGUGGAGCAGAUCCGUGAGGUGGCCUCGGGAGCAGCCCGUAUCCGUGGGGAGACACUGGGCCUCAUCGGCUUCGGUCGCACGGGGCAGGCGGUUGCAGUUCGAGCCAAGGCCUUUGGAUUCAGCGUCAUAUUUUAUGACCCCUACUUGCAGGAUGGGAUCGAGCGGUCCCUGGGCGUGCAGAGGGUCUACACGCUGCAGGAUUUGCUGUAUCAGAGCGACUGCGUCUCCCUGCACUGCAAUCUCAACGAACAUAACCACCACCUCAUCAACGACUUUACCAUAAAGCAGAUGAGGCAGGGAGCAUUCCUUGUGAACGCAGCCCGUGGUGGCCUGGUGGACGAGAAAGCCUUAGCACAGGCCCUCAAGGAGGGCAGGAUACGAGGGGCAGCCCUCGACGUGCACGAGUCGGAGCCCUUCAGCUUUGCUCAGGGUCCGUUGAAAGAUGCACCAAAUCUCAUCUGCACUCCUCACACUGCCUGGUACAGCGAGCAGGCGUCGCUGGAAAUGAGGGAGGCAGCUGCCACCGAGAUCCGCCGAGCCAUCACAGGUCGCAUCCCAGAAAGCUUAAGAAACUGUGUGAACAAGGAAUUCUUCGUCACAUCAGCGCCUUGGUCAGUAAUAGACCAGCAAGCAAUUCAUCCUGAGCUCAAUGGUGCCACAUACAGAUAUCCGCCAGGCAUCGUGGGCGUGGCUCCAGGCGGACUUCCUGCAGCCAUGGAAGGGAUCAUCCCUGGGGGCAUCCCAGUGACUCACAACCUCCCGACAGUGGCACAUCCUUCCCAAGCGCCCUCUCCCAACCAGCCCACAAAACACGGGGACAAUCGAGAGCACCCCAACGAGCAAUAGCAGAGAAUGCCGGAAGGUAAUCAUUCAGAUACACUCGGGACCAAGAGACAGUGAAAAAUAGAUGAACUAAGAGAAGAAGAAUCUGACGGUCUUUGUAACUGAUUCUGGACAUAGGCAUCAUUGAUGUUGCAGUGUUAAAACUACAAGAGCUAGAAAAACUGAAGAUGUCGUCUGCUUACGGAAGCGCUGAAAGACUAGGAUGUGAUUUAUUAACGACCAACUUCUGUUAUUGUGUGUUAAGUUUUUCAUCUGUGCAUCAAAUCACAAAGAAUAAAUAGAGCUUUUUCCUUUAUCAGUCCCUUGGGCACAGCAGGUCCUGAACACCCUGCUCGAGAAUGUUGCAUCAAGAGUUCAAACAUCCAAAUAAAAAAUAUUAAGAGGAAAUCCCCAUCCUGUGACUUGAGUCCCUUCAGUCUACAGGGGCUGGUUACCUCUUUUUGCUAAUAGGAAGAUCACAUUACUACCAAAUGGGGAGAAAACUGUUUGCCUGUGGUAGACACCUGCACGCAUAGGAUUGAAGACAGUACAGGAUCCUGUACAGAGAAGCGUCUCUCACAGCUGAACUGUAUACUGAGCGGGCAAGUUGGUUGUAAGUUAAGUAAAACCCUCUGAUGAUGCGUAGUAAUGAAAAAAAAAAAAAAAAGUAUUAAGUUUCACAAGCUGUUUGUACUCAAAUAUAUUUUCUCAGUUUCAGAUCCUCUGCUAUUUUAUUGAGUGGAAAGUCUUGAACAUAAAAGGGUUCAAGAAGAAUAAUGUUGCAUUUCCUUAUGUCUCAGGAAACACUUUUUAUGGUAACUUGUCAGAUUGUCUAUGAACAAACCCACUUUUUUAGACAUUGAUAAAGUCUUUUUUUCUUCACGUGAUAUUUUAUACAAGAACACUUCAGAUGUAUUAGAUGUGACUGAUUUUAACAAAUCCUAUUAGAUUUGUAUCAACUAGUUACAUGUUCUAUUCAUAGUCUUUUGUGAAUCAUUGCCUUUUUGUUUAAAAAGAUGGCCUAUUUUGAGCCUUUGUAUAGGUACAUUCCUGUUUUUGUGACAAAAAAAAACUUUAAAAUUGUCCCAAACAGAAAAAUAAUGGCUAUCAGAAGUAUGUUUUGUUUUAGUGUGAGUUACCGUUACUGUAUUUGUUUAUUGUAAAGGUGGACAUUUAGCGUUCAGUGCAGUUUUCAAUAAAAAGUAAUUAAAAUUUCUGUUAAGUUCUGAAAUUCAAGUACAUCUCACUAAAGUAAAAGUUCUCUACUUGAGAUGUUUAAGGUAACUGCAUUGUCAAUUAGCCAAUUUCCAACUCUUGUUACUCCAGGGUUCUAUCUGCAAAUUCCAUAACGAGACUCAAGAACGCUGACAAUUACCUCAUGUAAUAGAAGGUUUAAUUGAAAAAACAAAACCUCACAGAAGUCCAUCAUUAUCAAGUCAUGCUAUCUUGGUGUGUUUGUUAGAGCUAAGUCAAUUCAAAAAACAAAGUUGCUCAACUUCAGAGUUUUGAUUUUAAUUUACCCCAAAGCAAAAUGACCUGGACCUAGUUCCAGGGAGGGAAGUGAACCUUGAAACUGUUUUGCCAAUAACCUAACAAAAUGAUAUUUACAAAGAAGUGUUGCAAAAUAGGUAAGAACUUGAAGAUUUAAUGAAUCUGCUUUUUAAAUAGCAUUAAACCUUUAUAGUAAAGUGUCUGCAAAUGUCAAGUCCAGCAAUUCCAGGUAUCAAACUCCUUCUGAGCUCUUCCUUAUACUUCCCUUCCCAUUAAAACAACACCAACCCCUCACCCC